AUGUGGGAAGAACGAUUGCUCAAAUCUUGGAGCUCAAUGUCAGUGCCCAAGGCAGCCCCAGUGAUAUAGUUGAUCUCAAUGAUGCGAACCAUCCAUGCUCGAGAUGGUAUUUCAAUGCCCACAUUAAAAGACAGACUUUUUCUAACAAAAAACAGGGCCGGUAUCUCUGUCAAGCUCACAGAAUUGUUUCAAAACACCACAACCAAGGAAUGCACCAAUGACGCCAGAGCUGCUAUCAGAGCAGGAUUUCAUGAUGCUGGAACAUGGUCAAAAACCUUAGCCUCAACUGGACAAGACUUUGGUGGUGCCGAUGGGUCCAUUUAUUUGUUUGGCGAAACUACUCGUGCCGAAAACAAUGGUCUCCAGGGUAUUGUCAAUAGAUUGGGCCAGCUUGCAAAAGAUUCCGCGGUUGAGGUCGCUGACAUGAUACAAUUCGCCGCCGCUCAUGCAACUGUGACUUGCCCAUUAGGGCCAAGAAUGCGAACUUUUGUGGGCCGCAAGGAUGCGACCAAGCCUUCACCGGACGGGUUAUUGCCAAGUGCUACAUCAGAUGCGCAGACCCUUCUGGAUCUUUUCUUUGACAAAAACAUUGGACCUUUGGAUCUUGUGGCGCUGGUUGGUGCUCAUAGCGUGAGCCGCCAAUUUACAUUCAAUAGUACCCGGGCGGGUGAGAAUCAAGACUCCACACCAGGGGUGUGGGAUACCAAGUUCUAUGAGGAUACUAUCCGGUCUGACUUUAAUGCUGGACACGGGGUACUGACAUUUCCAUCUGACAAAGCACUGAGUUUACAUGGGCCCUUACAAGAGGAAUGGAACGGCUAUGCUGUUCGUCAAAAUGACUGGGUAGAACACUUCUCAAGAGCGUAUAUACGCUUGAGUUUAACAGGAGUUAAUAACAUCCACAACUUGACCGAAUGUGAGUUAACUAAGUCGAUUGCUUCUAGAUUUCUGAUUGCUAAUUCUCCUCACAGGUACCGAUGCUCUCCCUUUGCCUGUCAUUACCUUCCCGUAA
Hymenoscyphus albidus is the source of this 1012-nucleotide messenger RNA. NCBI's taxonomy places the organism in Eukaryota, Fungi, Ascomycota, Leotiomycetes, Helotiales, Helotiaceae. The record is from the annotation of a GenBank genome assembly.